GCAGACGCAGGCGCUGGCCGCCGAGGAGCCAGAGAGAAAGUUCCCGGGGACAGUUCGCCUGCGGGAGGGCCCAAACUGUGGUCGCUGGCCGAGUGGGUCUCGAGUCCCGCGAGUGCUGCGCGUGGUCCUCCUGCACGCACUUGGCUGCCCGGGCCCUGCUUUCCGAGCAGAGGAGCCUCGCGGGCGGGCAACCGGGGCGGUCGGGGCUAAACUUGGACAAGGAGGAUGCUGCGAGUGGGCGCGGCGGCUCGGGGCGCGGGGGCGCUCGCCAAGCACUGAUUGCUCCCGGUGGACUCCGAGCGCGCCGAGAAGCAGUGGGCAGGUAGCGGCUCCAAGCGCCCGGACUGCGCCAAGCCGACCAGCAGGGCCGCCAGCGCCACCGUGCAGGCGUCGUCUCCUCGCCACGGAGUCAUGGUGCGAGCAGCGCGCACGCCCCGCGCGGAACUCUGAGCUCCGGCCGUGCAGUGUGCCCCCUCCUCUGGUAUUCCCAUCCGGACUACCCGUGCCUGCCUUGCUCGCAGACCAUGAAACUAUCUCCCGGAGCCACUUGCCUCUGAGCUGCUCACCCCGCUGCAGCCCCAACGCCGCUGGGCCACAGACAGCGCUCCAACCCUUGAAGCUCCGGAUCUUCUUCCAGGGACACCGGGCAGACGGAGAUGGCGCUCCGUGGACUCAUCCGGCAGUGCAAAGUUCGCCGGAGGCGAGAGAUGCUGCCGCAGCAAGUUGGCUUCGUGUGCGCUGUGUUCGCCCUGGUGUGCUGUGCCUCCGGCCUCUUUGGAAGCUUGGGCCACAAAACAGCUUCUGCUGGCAAACACGUUCUGCCAGACACGUGGCGAAAUAGAAAGUUGAUGGCACCGAUAAAUGGGACUCCACUGGCUAAGAACUGCACAGAUCCUGCGAUCCACGAGUUCCCUACAGACCUGUUCUCCAACAAAGAACGACAGCAUGGCGCUGUCCUGCUACACAUCCUUGGUGCACUCUAUAUGUUCUACGCCCUGGCCAUCGUGUGUGAUGACUUCUUUGUCCCAUCCCUAGAGAAGAUCUGUGAGAAACUUCAUCUGAGUGAAGAUGUGGCGGGUGCCACCUUCAUGGCUGCAGGAAGCUCGACACCAGAGCUGUUUGCUUCUGUCAUUGGUGUGUUCAUCACCCAUGGAGAUGUCGGUGUAGGAACGAUUGUGGGCUCAGCUGUGUUCAACAUCCUAUGUAUCAUUGGAGUGUGUGGACUCUUUGCUGGACAGGUGGUGCGGUUGACGUGGUGGGCUGUGUGCCGUGACUCUGUGUACUACACACUCUCUGUCAUCGUACUCAUUGCGUUCAUAUACGAUGAGGAAAUUGUGUGGUGGGAAGGUCUGAUCCUCAUCAUCUUGUACGUGUUUUAUAUUCUCAUCAUGAAGUACAAUAUGAAGAUGCAGACGUUUUUCACAACCAAACAAAAGAGCAUUGCAAAUGGUAACCCAGUCAGCAACGAGCUGGAAGAUGGUAAUGACCUCUAUGAUGGUAGCUUUGAUGACCCAUCUGUGCCAUUGCUGGGGCAAGUGAAGGAGAAACCUCCCUAUGGCAAGUCCCCCGUGGUGAUGGUGGAUGAGAUUCUCAGCUCCAGUCCUCCCAAGUUCACCUUCCCUGAGGCUGGCCUGCGCAUCAUGAUCACCAACAAGUUUGGGCCCAGGACCCGACUACGGAUGGCCAGCAGGAUCAUAAUUAAUGAACGACAGAGGUUGAUCAACUCGGCCAAUGGUGUUAACAGCAAGCCACUGCAAAAUGGGAGACACGAGAACAUGGAGAAUGGAAAUGUCCCUGUAGAGAACCCUGAAGACCCACAGCAGGGCCAGGAGCAGCAGCCGCCACCACAGCCGCCACCCCCAGAGCCUGAGUCGGUAGAGACGGUCUUCCUGUCGCCCUUCUCAAUGCCUGAGGCAAAAGGCGACAAGGCUAAGUGGGUGUUCACUUGGCCCCUCAUCUUCCUCCUGUGCGUCACCAUCCCCAACUGCAGCAAGCCUCGCUGGGAGAAGUUCUUCAUGGUCACCUUCAUCACGGCCACUCUGUGGAUCGCGGUGUUCUCCUACCUCAUGGUGUGGCUGGUGACUAUUAUUGGAUACACACUUGGGAUCCCUGAUGUCAUCAUGGGCAUCACUUUCCUGGCAGCAGGCACGAGUGUCCCAGACUGCAUGGCCAGCUUAAUUGUGGCGAGACAAGGGCUUGGCGACAUGGCAGUCUCUAACACCAUCGGAAGCAACGUGUUUGACAUCCUGGUGGGGCUUGGCAUCCCAUGGGGCCUGCAGACCAUGGUUAUUAAUUAUGGAUCCACAGUGAAGAUCAACAGCCGGGGGCUGGUCUAUUCCGUGGUGCUGCUGCUGGGCUCUGUGGCUCUCACUGUCCUUGGCAUCCACCUCAACAAAUGGCGCCUGGACAGGAAGCUGGGCAUCUACGUGCUGGUCCUCUAUGCCGUCUUUCUGUGCUUCUCAAUAAUGAUAGAGUUUAACGUCUUUACCUUCGUCAACUUGCCCAUGUGCAGAGAAGACGACUAAAGCUGAGCUGUCACCCAGGAAAGUGCUGUGGCCACCACGGGGCUGGUGUCCUCUCUCUCUCUUUCUCCGCACAGGUCUCGACUGCCUUGGCAGCCACUGUCAACUCUUUCAUGAGCUGGAAGGAAGGGCCACCAUGGUCUUUGGUCAUGGGCCAAGCUGCUGGGCAUCUGUCCCUGCGUGACAGGGUCCAGUCAUUAUUUGAACAGCUCCACAGACUCUUGGCUACCAGCUGCGGGGAUGCAUCCUGUCUCUUCUCUCUUGCACACUUGAGUCAAAAGGACUUCUGUGUGCCGUUUGUCUUUUUGUUACAUGGGCAGCCUCAGAAAUGAGUCAGCCAGUGAACACGAGGUGUCCUAGGUGAGUGCAAAGUAGGGCCAGAGGCAAGCGUCACCUCUGGGCCUGGAGAAAGCAAGCAAUGUCAUCAUGACUCUGCUGGAAACAACUGGAAACUUAGAAGAGACACGGCAUCAACCCGCAGGGGCUUUCGACCACUGCAGUUAUAGGAAAAAUAGGAAGAGUGGAAAAGUAAUUUCCCAAUAGAGGAGAGAAAAGCAAGCAAAUACUGUUAUCCUUUUUAUUGACACAUUCAGAAACUGAGCAAUGAAAUAUUAAAAAUAAAACGUCACAUAUAGAUCACCAUACUUGAAGACUAUCAUUCCACACAAAAGGAUCAUUAACAGGGAACAAAAAGGUGACCCUCGGAGAAAAAUUAGCCCUCUGUGUGUCAUCCCAUGCUGGCUCCAAGACGAUUUGGUUUGGAAUAUAGGAAAGGUGGAAGACCACCCAGAAACAGGUGCUAACUCAGAGACACAGUGGGGAAUGUAGUCACAGCUACACAUUUCAGACCUUAGGAGGCCAGCCCUGUCCUGUCAGGUUUGUAACUUCUCUGUUAAUGAUCUGCUACAGAACUACCCUGUCGGAAGACACAAUGUUUAUAUUGUUCAUAUACCCAAGCAAUUGCAGAAGCGAUGGUUAAUGACAAGAAGAGAGCCUCAACAAAUCGCUCUCUCUGGUUAACUGAAUUGAAAAAACAUACCUUAGAGUUGUUAGAACUAAGUCUUUUCAACUUCAGAGUUUGCUACAGCAAGCAAGGCCAGGGAUGGCAGAUGGACCCAAACAUAGGAAAACACGAAACAAUGUUUGACUGCUUUGUAGCUCUGUGUAACAGAUUCAUGACUCUAAACCAUCCCUGGGUUCUAAUGAGAAAGCACAAAUUAAUUUUAUAUAGUGAGGUUUUUAUUUUUUUAAUGUUUCUAUUGCAAAAGUCUAUCAGAUCCGAUGCACUUUGAAUACUGAGAUAUUUUGCACAGUAGAGGGCAUGGGAAUGACCCAGGGUAACGAGAGGAGGGUUUUUAGUGAUUUUAAUCUUGGUGGCUCCUGUAAAUCCAGCAGCCCAGUCCUUCUGGGCCCGAGGUGGAAUUUGUAGCACCGUUCUCUGAAUUUCAAGGGACAAAGCAUUCAAGCUUGUGUUCCUUAAGUUCCCUUAGUAGAACUGCAUUGAGACCUCGCUCCCAUUACCAGCCUUCUGUUUGAGGUUCACAUCAGUAUUAGUAGCUCGACUAAGUCAAGGCUUUGCUUUUUGUCUAUCUGGAUAAGGUCAGUGGUCUCCAGAAUGAGGCAGCAUAAUUUCCCUUAAAAAGAAGAGCUAAUAGGCUAAGGGAAGGAGUCUGAAGGUGCCUCAGUGUAAAUUCAGCUUCAAGAGGCUUCAGAGUUGAUCUACUCCCUAGUAGCUCAUAUAACACACACACACACACACACACACACACACACACACACACACACCUCCCUUUCACAGAUGCAUGUAAGCUCUGAGUGCUUCUGUCUCCCUGUAGAGCCUCCUAACGCCUCUGUAGUGUACGCAUGGGUCAGCAAUCGACACCAAGUGACUCUAGUUUAGCUUCAGGAUGUAGCAGAGCCGAGGCCAAAGUUACUCAUCACUCCUCCUGCUCUGGCUGGUGCACCAGAUUGGCCAGCCCGGCACAGUGGGGUGAUGGUGAAUUUGCUGUGAGUUGGGGGUAUGAAUCUUACUUCUUGGGUCAAGACCCCGCGGAAUGCUUAACUUACCCAGAAAUUUUUUUCAAAUCGUAUUCUAACACCUGCCCUAGUGGAUUGCCUGUUUUUUUUCCUGCAAAAGACCAACCACUAUUUUUGAGACGUGAAGGCCCAAUUCACAGUGCCUGAGGGUCUGCACUGUGUUUUGUAUCCCUGCAGCCUCCGUCUACCCCUCAGAAGCUUCUAGAAAGCGAUACAGUGUCUCACAACUGCAGUUGGAAGCUGAAAGUUACAUUUUCAGUAUGAAGGGCACACCUUGUGCUGGUCUUCCUUGAAAUGUGCCAACGAUCCUCAAAGGCUCUGGUCAUCUCUUAUAUCUAAGAAACUACAGGUUGAAAGUGAAAAUUUUCUCUGUUCUUAACUAAAUACUUUUCCUCAUGAGUUUAAAGAGUCAUUUGGUAAUAUAGGCCUUCGUUUUUUGAAAAAACACGCCUCCGUUAGCAUACACAAUUGCUUUUGUUGUUUUAUCCCUAAAGCUAAAUUAGCAUGGUGUAAUUACUUCUGCUACAAAAAAAGAAAAAAAAACAGUUAAAAAAAUAGACUUUGCUUUUCUCUUCAGAGGCAGAAAAUCAGAGCAAAUGCUAUGUUCAGAUGCAAGGCGUCUGUCUCUCUCCUGGCCUGAAUCCUUUAUAGAACUGAAGGGGGGGCAGUCUGUGGACAGAGAAGGUGAGGGUAAGAUUAAUCCUCCUGAGAAAGGCAGGAGAGAAGUCCAGCACAGCACUGGAGACUGCUCUCUGUGGCCUCCCCACUUCCCUGGGUGUGAAAUUGGGCUGCUCUUGUCUGACUAGAUCAGUGGCCUCCUAGUCCACCUUGGCAGUAAGUAGCUGACACUUCUCAACCCACCAAGCCACUGAUGCCUACCUACACACUGUCCCAACCCUUGGGGGAAGGCUUGGUUCUCUCUCUCUUUCACAUGCCUUGCCCUCCCUUGUAAAUUACCUUUGUAAGUUGCAUGGAAAAGAUGGCUGUGCUCUUGAUAGAUGCUUAAGGGACAAAGAAUUUGUUACUUAGAGUUAAAAUUGCAAGGAGAUGGCAUUCAUUAGCCAGGUUUUAAAUACAUGCCAGAGGCGCCCUGAUGUCUUCUAAUACAAUCUCCACAGGAGUCGUCCUUCCCUGGAGGCAGUGAGCAAAUGUAUCCAAGUCACCUGGGGAUGGCUUGGAUGCCAUGGUGUGUCCAUAGAAACUUCUAAAAAGUGGUUAACUCAAGUGACAAUAAGACCUGAUUCCUACCAGCUGACUACCUAAGAUCCUGCCUCCCUGAACCCAGCUCUCUCCCCCCAUGUAGACUCACUCACAUGGCACCUGAUUUCUCCAGGGAUGAACACUCUGCCUUGGUUCUCUGGUCUCUGUAGCUUGGCACAUCCCAUGAACCCGCCAAGGGUCAUACCCCAACUAGGCUUUCUCAAAAUCUAAAGAAGGGGUUCCUCCUGUUUUCUGGGCAACUCUUCCCACUGUCAGUUAUGUGGGUCUAAGAAAGAGACUUUCAUGGGCUCUACCCACAGAGCAGGGGUGUCCCAAUGUUUGGCUUCUCUGCGCCAUAUCAUUUACAAAGUUCACACACAUGAACCAUGCAAUCAUGUCACUGUAUAUAUAUAUAUAUAUAUAUAUAUAUAUAUAUAUAUAUAUAUAUAUAUGUCCAUGUGUGUAUAUACAAUAUAAUAUAUAUUAUAUAUCCCCCAAAAUCUCAUAAUGUUUCAAGCAAGUUUACAAUUUGGUAUGGGGCUAUGUGUUGAACACUCCUGAUGGUUACUUGUUUAUAAAAGCAACCUAAACCUGGUGGGUGUUGCCUUUGUGAUUUGCUUCAUGUCUGAUUUGGGAAGAUGUCCCUUCAUCAAAUGCAUGCCUUCAUGCAUUUGGGAAAAGGGACACUUUUCUCCACCUGUGCCACUCAGGAGGGGUUAUGAUUAUAGGGAAGCCAGUUGAGUGGUCUAGGAGCUUUGGUUACCCUGUGGAGGGUUAAAUAUAACUUUUCCACUAUCUGCAUUCUAGCUUCCAUGCCCCUAGGCUAAAUCUUCAAAUACCGCCACACACAUCCACAUACCCACACACGCACUGCUAGGGAGUCGGGGCUCUGCUUUAACCCUGUGUUUCUAAUCUACCGUACGGUUUCCUGUCCAGUUGACCAAGUUGUCUAACUUCCUCCCACUCCCCUGGGCAAUGGCUGAAGUUAGGUCUUGUCUAGUCUGCCCUGGUGUAGUCCUAGUGGCUCUGGGAAGCAUCUAAGAGUUGAAAGCGGUCUGCUUCUGAGAAGGUCAAGGUUGUGGCUGUGGGCUUUUCUCUCUGUACUCCUUGUUAAAAACCCCAGGAUAGAUGCCAGCAGCAGGCCCCACAUCUCUUCGCACAGUGCUGCCAUAAUUCAAGCAGUGGCUGCUUAGGCACCAUCCAGAAAUUCAAGAAAACCCCUAAUCCUGGAGAGAAUGUGGGCCUUCCCUACUUCCCCUUAGGAAACGAGCUUGCUUGUUGUUGCUGCUGCUGUCAGCUAUUAAUAGAAGUGACUUUUGGCGUGAUCAGCUUUUGUCUACUAAGGAAGGGUCCAAGACAACCUUCACCCCUCCUCACUCUAGAAUCCCCAACAGGGAAGUUUUGGGGUUCCCUCCAGAGGAAAUGCAGACCUCUUCCAACAGGAGGCCUUUCCUCCUCCUGACUGUGACUAAGACUGAGACAAGUUCACUCUGUCCCUUGAGUGAAGUGUGCUGUGGGUGGGUUCUGGCUGCGGGUGUCCAACCUCACCUGGAGCUGCUACCCUCUGAGCUGUGGACUGUGCUCUGCCUUUUUCCACCUGACCUGCACCAGGUUUACUUGGGGCCCCCAGCAGACAGACUGUGGCUGACUCUUGGGAUCUCCAGUCUGUGGAGGCUUGGCUGGUAGUCUGUGAGGCUGGAUAUGCCGUGCAGAGCACUCAGUCCUGGCAGGGUGUCCUCCCCUGUGUCUCCAAAGUCCUUCUUGAUUUCUGACACAAAGGCAGCUUUCAUUACACAGAGGCAGAGGUGACAGAAGGCCAGCCAGCUGCACCAGAUCCAGGGGCAAGGUAGGGCUGCCAAGGCAAGCUAGGUCUGAGGAGACCGGGGACAUCCAAGAUGCCAAGGGCCAGGCUGGGCACAGUUUCCUCAGGAGGUUUGCACCUUUUCUCAAUACAGCCUUGAUUUACCACAGGCUGAUGGAAACAGAGCCUCCUUUAAAACACUCCAAAAUGAGAACUUCAGAGGCCAUCCAGACACUACCCAGUGCCCACGAGACAUCUGUAGCAUACUGGGCUGAGCACCGCCAUCUUAGUUCAUUCUCUCUAACAGGCAGAGCAGGAGCAAGGCGUUGGAAAGCUGUAAAUAAUAAAUAUAUUUAUGCCGCUAUUUAUUUUUUCAAUAACUGUGACCUCCUGCACUGUGAAUGCUCUGUGAUAUGAGAUUCUUAGUUUAAUAAAACUGUCAUUAAAUUUGAA
This is a messenger RNA of Rattus norvegicus (Norway rat), 8013 nucleotides long. RefSeq names its product solute carrier family 24 member 4 (gene Slc24a4). Gene Ontology annotation, biological process: membrane repolarization; photoresponse recovery; sensory perception of smell. Gene Ontology annotation, cellular component: cytoplasm; membrane; vesicle. Lineage: Eukaryota; Metazoa; Chordata; Mammalia; Rodentia; Muridae. The record is from RefSeq and is marked validated. Gene Ontology annotation, molecular function: calcium-dependent protein binding; calcium, potassium:sodium antiporter activity; calmodulin binding.